This is a messenger RNA of Scheffersomyces stipitis CBS 6054, 1065 nucleotides long. It is a transcript of the gene HEM15, whose product is annotated as ferrochelatase. NCBI's taxonomy places the organism in Eukaryota, Fungi, Ascomycota, Pichiomycetes, Serinales, Debaryomycetaceae. Gene Ontology annotation, molecular function: protoporphyrin ferrochelatase activity. The transcript has a single exon. The coding region runs from base 1 to 1065 and encodes 354 amino acids. The record is from RefSeq and is a predicted model, not a curated record. Gene Ontology annotation, biological process: heme biosynthetic process.
AUGAAUAUGGGAGGUCCUUCUACAGUGUCUGAAACUCACGACUUUCUUUUCAGGCUCUUUUCAGAUGGAGACUUAAUUCCGUUUGGACCUUUCCAAAAUAUCCUUGCCAAAUGGAUUGCCAGAAGAAGAACACCCAAGAUCGAGGAGCAUUAUAAAGAGAUUGGUGGAGGUUCUCCUAUUCGUUACUGGUCCGAAUUCCAGUGCAAGAGAGUGUGUGAGAUUCUAGACAAAUCGAAUCCAGAAACAGCUCCUCAUAAACCAUACGUAGCUUUCAGAUAUGCAAAACCAUUGACGGAAGAUACGCUCCAACAGAUGUUGGAUGACGGGGUUAAGCGUGCUGUGGCCUUCUCCCAGUAUCCCCAGUUCUCAUACUCUACGACUGGCUCUUCUAUCAACGAAUUGUAUAGACAAACAUUGCAACUCGAUCCAGACCGUAGGAUCAACUGGUCUGUAAUCGACAGAUGGCCCAAGGAUAAAGGUUUAGUUUCAGCCUUUUGUACUCACAUCAACGACAAACUCACUGAGUUCCCUGCCGAAGACAGAGACAAAAUUGUUUUGUUGUUUUCGGCUCAUUCAUUGCCAAUGGAGAUCGUCAACAAGGGUGAUUCGUAUCCUGCUGAGGUGGCGGCCACAGUCUACGCCAUCAUGGAAAAGUUGAAAUUCCUGUUGCCCUACAGAUUGGUAUGGCAAUCACAAGUUGGACCCAAGCCUUGGUUGGGUGGGCAAACUGCUAAGAUCACAGGAAAGCUCGAUCUCAGAGACGAUAUCAAAGGCAUCAUCUUAGUUCCUGUAGCGUUCACUUCUGACCACAUUGAAACGCUCCAUGAGUUGGAUAUCGAGUUGGUGGAAGAUCUCAAGAAUCCAGAAAAGGUUAAAAGAGCCGCUUCAUUGAACGGAAGUGAGAUAUUUAUUGAAGGUUUGGCUGAUUUGGUCAAGAAUCACUUGCAGUCGGGUAAAUUGUACUCCACACAAUUGGAAUUGGAUUGUAAGUUAGGUGGAGAAACCGCGAAGAAUACUUUCAAGCAUCCCAGCGAGUUAUUUGGAGACCACUCGAAAUCCCUGUAA